UAUUACCGAAUUGCACUCAUAUUUGGUGAGUUGUUUUUGUUUUGUGUUUGAUAUUCUGAUUUGUUUUUUAUUUUGAUUUUUGAUUUGCAUUUGUUAUAUAUUUUAGAUUUUUGAUUAUCUAUUUGUUCCUUUCAAUUUGUGUUUUUAAUUUAUGUGUUCAAAUUUGUAUUCAAUCAUGUAGUUUUUGAUUUACAGAUCAGUAUUCUUUCGAGCAAUGGCAUCAGAAUUUCAUCAUAGUUCGUCCUCAUCAUUGACGGAAUCAAAUUCUGUUGUGGAUAAUGAACAAUAUGCAAGUUGUUCUAAUUCAAAUGUGGCUGUUACUCCUGAAGUAAUUCCUAUAUUAAGUCCAGGGGGAACGAGAGAAUGGAUUCCAUGUUGUUCUGAUGAGUUAAAACCUGUUGUAGGGAUGAAAUUUAUGAGUGUCGAAGAGGGUAUUUCAUUUUAUAAAGCAUAUUCAAAAGCUGCUGGUUUUGUGAUGAGGAAAUCUACUGCUACAAAAAGGAAGGCACUAGACGUUAUUGCUUUUCAGUAUUGUUUAUGCAACAAGGCUGGUUUCAAAGAAAAAGCAAUAGUUAAGGUUGAAGGCAUGCCAAAUGUUAAAAAAGGGGAAGGUAAUGAAGAUAAAGUACCUAUACCUCGAACAAGGCUAGUUACUCGUGUUGGUUGCAAGGCUCGGAUGGUUAUGAAGUAUAAAAAUGAAGGUUUUUAUGUGGUGACUGAAUUCCGAGAGCCACAUGUUCAUCCUCUUUACACCCCGGGUUGUCUAAAAUUUCAGAAAGCGGGUAGGAAAAUGAAUAUUCUUCAUAAGAAGAUGAUUAUUGAUAAUUCGAAGGUGAACAUUGGUCCGGUUAAGACUUUUAGAUUGAUGAAGGAGUUAGUUGGAUCGUAUGAUAACGUUGGUGCAUCCAUGCAAGAUUUCAAAAAUUUUCAUAGAGAUUUGAAGGCUUACAUUGAAGGAUCGGAUGCCCAAAUGUUUGUGAAUAACUUUCAGAACAAGAAGUUGUUAUGGAGUGCAUUUUUCUUUGACUAUGAGGUGGAUGAAGACGAGCAACUUUGUAAAGCUUUUUGGGCAGAUCCUAUAUGUAGAAAGAAUUAUGCACUCUUUGGUGAUAUGGUUUCUUUUGACACCACAUUUCAAACAAAUAGGUAUAAUAUGAUAUUUGGCCCAUUUACUGGAGUUGAUCACCACAAGAAGUGUGUUACUUUUGGUGCUGCUUUAAUAGCCCAUGAGGACACCGUGUCUUUUGAGUGGGUUUUUAGAACUUUCCUCAAGGCAAUGGGAGGUAAUGAGCCAGCUUGUUUGAUUACGGAUGAAGAUCCGGCAAUGAAAAUAGCUAUUCCUAAAGUGUUUCAGACCGCUGAGCAUAGGUUUUGUAUGUGGCCGUCAAAUUUCUUAAUAAAAUUUGCAAAUGUGUUUGGAGUGAAGAGAUUGAGCCAACAGAAUUUGAAGAGAAAUGGGGAAAGGUUCUUGCUGAGUUCAAGCUUCAAGACCAUGAGUGGUUGAAGCAGUUGUAUGAGAAGCGUCAAAUGUGGAUCCCAGCAUACUUUAGAGAUUCGUUUCUAUGUGGUAUCAUGAGGACUACAUCAAGGUCAGAGAGUGAGAAUAAUUUUUAUACAAAGUUUACCAAUCCCCAUCUCACUCUAGUAGAGUUUUACAUGAGAUUUGAGAGUGCAUUGGAUGCUCAAAGACAUACUCAAGGUCAAUUUGACAAUGAUUCUAAACACAAGCAUCCAGAAUGUAAGACUUCCUUUGCAUUAGAGAAACAUGCUUCUAAAAUCUACACUGUUUCAGUCUUUUAUGAUUUUCAAGAGGAGCUCGAGAUUGGUUGCUUUCACUGUGGACUUGAGGAGUACAAGAAAGAAAGAAAAUGGGUUUGAAAUCUUUACCAUUAGAGAAGGAUGUAGAAUAAGAAAGUUCGAUGUUAGUUUUAACCCGGCUAACCUAGAUAGUAAGUGUAUGUGCAAGAUGUUUGAGAGGUUAGGGAUUCCUUGUAGGCACAUGGUUUGGGUGUGGAAGGCAAAGAUGAUUGAGUAUAUUCCUGAUGCUUAUGUGCUAAAUAGGUGGACUAGUUUGGCAACUAAAACGCCAAUUUUUGAUUUAGAAGGAAAUAUCUUGGAGGCAUGUGUUAACUUUGUUGAUUGUAAAAGAAUGUUAAAUGAGUUAUGGUCAGAAAUUCACACAUGUGUGAGUUUGGCUCAGGGUAAUGAAGAAGAUCUUACUGAUCUUGUGAAGAAUUUAAAAGGUUUAAGGUUAAACUUGGAAGCUAAGAAGAGUUCUAACAAUCAUGAAAACAAUGGUUCUCCUAGCAAAGCAAUAGACAUCGAGCUACUGAUUGGAGCUACCCUUCCUACUGAAAUUGUGGUUAAGCCGCUUAAAAUUUCAAAGAACAAAGGCACGGGGGUUCAUGUUCCAGGUACAGGUAGUGACAAACGAUUGAAAGGUGACAAGGAAAAGGCAAUUGAGCAAAGCCAAAAGAAGAAAAGGUUAUGUAGAGGUUGUGGAGAGCUUGGUUACCAUGAUAUCCGGAAUUGCCCACAUAAAGUGAAAGAAAAUUGUAAGUUAUAAGUUUUUAUAACAUGGUUUGGAUGUAAAAAAUUCUAUUACCUUGAUGUUCUGAAUAAAUUAUCAUAUAUUCUAAUUAAUA
Spinacia oleracea (spinach) is the source of this 2645-nucleotide messenger RNA. Its product is annotated as protein FAR1-RELATED SEQUENCE 5-like. Lineage: Eukaryota; Viridiplantae; Streptophyta; Magnoliopsida; Caryophyllales; Amaranthaceae. The record is from RefSeq and is a predicted model, not a curated record. Bases 215 to 1504 code for a protein of 429 amino acids. The transcript is spliced from 3 exons.